Mauremys mutica (yellowpond turtle) is the source of this 1601-nucleotide messenger RNA. RefSeq names its product retinol dehydrogenase 8 (gene RDH8). NCBI's taxonomy places the organism in Eukaryota, Metazoa, Chordata, Testudines, Geoemydidae. Gene Ontology annotation, cellular component: cytoplasm. Gene Ontology annotation, biological process: estrogen biosynthetic process. Bases 55 to 1005 code for a protein of 316 amino acids. The record is from RefSeq and is a predicted model, not a curated record. Gene Ontology annotation, molecular function: estradiol 17-beta-dehydrogenase [NAD(P)+] activity. The transcript is spliced from 6 exons.
ACGUGACACCGGGACUGAUCCCAUAAGAGCCUGUGGGUGGCGGGUGGCUCAGGCAUGGGCAGCGCGGGGCCGAGGACGGUGCUGGUCACGGGCUGCUCCUCGGGCAUCGGGCUCCGCCUGGCCGUGCAGCUGGCACAGGACCCCGGCCAGCGCUACCAGGUCGUCGCCACCAUGCGGGACCUGCAGAAGAAGGAGACGCUGGAGCGGGCGGCGGGCGCAGCCCUGGGCAGGACCCUCAGCAUCCGGCGCCUGGACGUCUGCAGCGACGCCUCGGUGGCCGAGUGCCUGGGCAGCCUCCCCCAGCGCCGGGUGGACGUGCUGGUGAACAACGCGGGUGUGGGGCACAUCGGGCCCAUCGAGAGCAUCAGCAUCGCGGAGAUGAAACGCGUCUUCGAGACCAACUUCUUUGGGGCCGUGCGCAUGGUGCAGGCCGUGCUGCCCGGCAUGAAGCAGCGCCGCAGCGGCCACAUCGUGGUGAUGAGCAGCGUCAUGGGGCUGCAGGGCAUCGUGUUUAACGACGUCUACGCAGCCUCCAAGUUCGCCAUGGAGGGUUUCUGCGAGAGCCUGGCCGUGCAGCUGCUCCAGUUCCACGUCUUCGUGUCCCUGGUGGAGCCGGGCCCGGUGAACACGGACUUUGAGCUGAAGCUGAUGGAGGACGUGUCCCGCUCCGAGUUCCCCGGCACUGACCCGGCCACGCUGCGCUACUUCCAGGAGGUCUAUCUGCCGGCCUCCCGCGAGAUCUUCUCCACCAUGGGCCAGAGCCCCGAGGCCGUGGCCAAGGCCGUGGUGCAGGUGAUCGGCGCCGCUCGCCCCCCGUUCCGCACACUCACCAACCCGCUGUACACGCCGCUGACGGCGCUGAAGUUCGCCGACCCCUCGGGGGAGCUGUCCGUGCGCACCUACCACAACCUGCUCUUCAACUACGGCGCGUUCUUCCACCUCAGCAUGCGGGCCCUGCGCUGCCUGACCUGCCAGUGCUUCCGCCGCAGGGUCGCCCCGGCCUGAGCCGCCGCCCAGCUCCCGCACGCGUCCCCGCGUCGCCGGGGUGGAGAAUCCCCCCGAACCCCGUUCCACUGGCGGCUUCCCUUCGCCGCGCGCCCUUUAUUUCCGGCUGGAGUUCUCUAGCCUCAGCUUCCAGCUGCUCGGGCGCUGGCUGCGGGAGUGGGGAGCCGGGUAUUAAAUCUCUGGUCCCCACGCAGGUUCCUCCGGCCUGAGCACGUGGAGUCUGUCCCUCCAAGGCAGGUUUCUAACCCUGGAAUCCUUCUCGUGGCUCUUCUCUGAGCCUCCUUCUGGCCCCCGAACCGGGCCCAGGAUUCCAGCAGCAGUCGCCCCAGAGCCAAAUCCAGAGGGAAAAUAGCCUCUCGGCUCCUACCCGACAUUGCCCUGGUCACGCACCCCAGGAUCUCUUACCCCGUUUGUCCCCAGCGUCACACGGGCAGCUCGUGUUCAGCUGAUUCUCCACCACGGUUUUCAGAGUCCCUGCUCCAGGAUAGAGCACCCAGGCUGUAAGACCGGCCUGCACGCUUUGCCCCUGGAUGUCGACAUUCCCAUUUAGCUGCAUUAAAACACAUGUCGUUUUCUUGCACUUCGCAAGCGGUCUG